CCCUAAUUUCUAGUUCAUUGAGCUGUUCGAGUUUCAACUUUCAACCCAUACGCAGUAGCAAACUAGUUUAUAUUCUCUUUGGUAUAUUGGUCUCUGGUAGCAAAUAGUAUUCAUUAUAUUUUUAUUUGGUAGUACUUAGGGAACACGUUUUUCACAUUUUCAUUUCUUUGGUGUUUUCAUCAGGAUUCAGCUAUAAAAUAAGUGAUGUCAUCAAGAGGCCGAGGUUACGGACGAGGCAGCUACAACGGUGGGCGUGGUAGCGGCUAUAGAGGCUCUUACAGAGGAGGAAGUAGUCGAGGUUCCUACGAGAGCAGGGGAGGACGUGGCGGUGGAUACUCGUCUUACAAUAAUGAAUCCCGUUAUACAAGUGGUAGUGGAAGCAGAUACAACAGUAGCCGAGACAGGAUGGAUGAUUCUUAUAAAAAACCUUAUAGAUCUGACAAUUCAACCAACUAUUCCAACCGGGAUUAUGGAGGCCGGUCAGGAUCUCCUGAUCGAAAAAGGAUGAGAAUGGAGGGUUCUUCAAGUGAUAGACGUAGCCAUGACGGCGGCGGCCAUUAUGGCGGAUCGUACGGCGCCAGACAAGACAGUUACAACGAGCGAAGGUCUUUUGGUGGCGAGGACAGAAGACGGUCACCCGCCAGAGAAAGCUACCGCAAGCCGAGCGGAAUGGGCCCGCCCCGUGAUGCGGCGCGUACGGCCGUGCGUCCGCGGCGCGCAUUCCGCGGCCGCUCGUUGCGUACGCGAGCCCCCUUCCGUGGCGCAACACGCUCGCGCGCUUCCUUUACCACAAGGCGAUUUGGCGAAAGAUCGCUGGGGUUCACUCGAACGUUCAGAAGCGUCAAGGGGCGAAGUUCUAUAAAGUCAAAAGAAGAAGCAUCAUCUACUGAGGAGGAAUGGGAUGCUGAAGAAAAAGAAGAACCAACAGAAGAAAAAAAGGAAUCCAAAAUUAAAUCACCAAAGGUCGAGGAUAAUGUAUCGGAUGUUGACGGUGGAGAAGGCGAAGAAACGGACAAGGAAGCUGAUGCCGCUUCCGAUGCACCACCUCCCCGCGCGCGUCCUUACGUCAAUUUAGUCUGCGUUCAUUGCAAAGAGAAAUCUGCCACUUUUGGGGGAUAUGCAAAGCAUCUGAUAUCAGGCAAGCACCGCGCUGCAAUGAGCGCGGUGGCGCGGCGGCACAAGGCGCAGUUAUUACGCAUGCGCAUUGCGCAGCGCGCAGCGCAGCGCGAGCUGGAGACGACGGCGGGCGCAGAACUGGCGGCGCGUACCACGUUCUGCCUGGUCUGCCGCCUCAACCACCGCACGUCGCGCCACGCCCACAACCUCACCGACACGCACCGCGCCAUGAAGCGAUUCCUAAUGCCUUUCUGCCGCAUCUGCCACAUUACGUUCCGAUCACCCAUGAUAUAUGAACACCAUAUUUGCUCCCUGGAGCACCUUAAGAAAAAAGCAAGUCAAACUGUGCGCCGUGCUAGCCCAAAGCCUGGGAGUGGAGAUGAAGGCAUGGAUGUCGAUUUGGACAAUUUCAUGACGCUUGAUUCUGUGGGUGAUGUAGAUGAAGUUGAAGAUGAAGAUUCUGGUGGUGAGAAAAAAGAUGAAUCUGUGCCUAAAAAACCUAAAGUGGAAAUCAAUAUUGGUAGCGAACACAUUAAAAAGAUGGAGGUGUGGUGGUGCGAGCUGUGCCGGCUGUACCUGCCGCGCGCCGAGCCGGGCGGCGCGGAGGAGGCGGAGGCGUUGCGGCGCCACUGUCGCCUGCGCAUCCACCUCGGCCGCUACGUGCAGCACCGCGACACGCGCACGCUGCGCAAGCACGCCGAGCGCAUCCACCGCCAGCUGCACCAGCAGAAAGAAGAAGAAAAGGUUGUUGCUGUAGCUGAGCCUGCUGAUAAAGUAGCGGAGAAACCUGAGGUGUCUGAUGACAACAAGAAGAAAGUUGACAAUGGCGCCGAAACGAAUAAUGUGUCCGGAAGUGAAGACAAAUUGUGGGCUGAUGUGGACAAAGAUAUUGGUGAAUUGCUUAGAGAAGUUGAUACUCAAGGCAAUGAGGGAAGUGACGAUGAGGAUGACUUAGAUAGGUAUGACAAAUUUCGAAAGAGCGAAAAGCAAGUAAAAGUUGAAGACAAUGUGGAGAGAGAAAAUGAUGAUGGUUUGUUAAACACGACGGGUGAUAAAAAAACCACAGAAAUCAAUGCGUCUGCGUAAUUCGUUUACUUUAGUGUUCUAUAGCAUAUAUCAAUGAUAUUCUAUGUAUAAUGUAGUGUAGUCGUUGCAUUUCCUUACCCAUGUAAUAAUGCAUUUAGCAUAAUUUUCAAAUAAAAUUAUAGUAAUACGCAAA
Molecule: messenger RNA, 2335 nt
Organism: Manduca sexta (tobacco hornworm)
Lineage: Eukaryota; Metazoa; Arthropoda; Insecta; Lepidoptera; Sphingidae
Gene: Ciz1
Product: zinc finger protein on ecdysone puffs
Exons: 13
Coding region: 205-2202 (665 amino acids)
Cellular component (GO): nucleus
Source: RefSeq, a predicted model, not a curated record